Colletotrichum karsti is the source of this 591-nucleotide messenger RNA. RefSeq lists its product as uncharacterized. The coding region runs from base 1 to 591 and encodes 196 amino acids. NCBI's taxonomy places the organism in Eukaryota, Fungi, Ascomycota, Sordariomycetes, Glomerellales, Glomerellaceae. The record is from RefSeq and is a predicted model, not a curated record. The transcript has a single exon.
AUGCGUUCCUACAAGUCCCGUCAGGACGCUAUGGAGCAGUAUCGCGAGUCGGUACAUGAAGCAGUAGAGGCUUUCUCGCAGGCCCUCACGCUUGUACACACGGCGAACCAAGAGCCACACGUCGUCCUCGAGUUGCUUAACGAACUUGAGCGGACAGCAGAGGGCGCCUCCAACCCAAUCGACAUUUGCGACCUGCGACAGCUUCUGCCUCAUUGGGCAGUAUCCGCAGUCACGGAGGCACUUAGCGACCACCUCACGCUCCGAAACAAGCUUGGCGAAGGCUUCCUCCUCAGAGCCGCAUGUUCUUGGGGCGUAACAUCGCAAAUCGUUCUUUUCCGGAUGGGCUACGAAAAGACCCUCGACAACCACCACAGCAUCUGGUUCUUUGCUGAGAUGGAGGAACUUUCAAGAGAUUGCAAAGACUGGAAUAAGGCCAUGGAAACACUCUGUGAAUGCGCUCAUCAGCGCCGUCUCUCUGCGGCAUCUGGCCUGGGAGUCCCGGGCUUGAAAGCCAGUCACGCUGGCAUCGUCCUGACGGACGUGCUUUCCGCCCGAUCAAUUGCUCAAGCCGCGCAGGCACAGGAAGCAUAG